This is a messenger RNA of Metarhizium robertsii ARSEF 23, 795 nucleotides long. RefSeq lists its product as uncharacterized. The coding region runs from base 1 to 795 and encodes 264 amino acids. The transcript has a single exon. The record is from RefSeq and is a predicted model, not a curated record. NCBI's taxonomy places the organism in Eukaryota, Fungi, Ascomycota, Sordariomycetes, Hypocreales, Clavicipitaceae.
AUGGCAUAUGCUCUGCGAUCCCUACCAAUGAUUAGAGACCGCAACGUGGCCGUUGUGACAAGUAACAAAGCAGCCGUGCUUAGCCUUGGAAACCCCCGCCAACAGUCAGGGCAGGAAUAUAUGCAAUUGAUCUACGAAGCCAUAGAAAAGCUGCGGGAAAAGGGUAACAGAGUGGCCAUCGAGUGGAUCCCUGGGAGCGAUGACAAUGAACUGUUAAAGCUGGCCAAGGGUGAGGCACGCGAGGCGACCAAGGACGGGGCCGUGCCACAGAAACAGUUCCCGAGGAUGCGAUCUACAACGUUUAACAUUGAAAGACGAAAGCUAAAGGCUGAACGAUACAUACCGGAGAAGGUCGGUAAACACUCCAAAAGAAUAGAUGCGGCCCUGCCUGGGGAACAUACUGUGCUACUUUACGACGAACGACCAUGGAAAGAACGCAACGCGCUAGCCCAGCUGAGAACAGGCAUGUCCGCGUUAAAGAAUUAUUUGUAUCAAAUCAAGCAAUCGGCGUCAGAUCAGUGUGAUUGUGGCGCAGAGAGGGAAACGGUGGCACACUUCUUGUUUAGAUGCAACAAAUGGACGAUGCACAGAAAAGAAAUGCUCCAAUGUACGGAGAAACAUCGAGGCAACACUUCAUUCUAUCUAGGAGGCAAGUCACCAAUGGAUGGAACGAAGUGGAAACCAAAUAUGGCGGCCGUGCGGGCAACAAUCCGUUUUGUCAAGGCCACGGGCCGCCUUGACAACCAACGACCACACCCCCACCCCCCAAAACCAACUUUCUCACCUCCCAUCUAA